GUCAAAUUGACUUAGAAUAGAAUGUUGACAAAAUCCGUUUUUGAGACAAGGCACGCGGCAAAAGUAAAUGAAUUUGGUAAAUAAUAUCGGUGAAUUUCUGCUCUUUAACCAAAAUCAGUGGUAACAAUCGGAAAGACCUACUUGUAGUUUUUGGAGCAACAAGCCUAGACAUGGCCGAUGAAUGGAUUGAGUAUGUUAACGACACUCGAACAAUAUGUAAAUACGGAGUAAAGUGUUAUCAAAAGAAUCCGGAUCACCACAAACAGUUUAAGCACCCACCUAAAAACUUGCGAAAAGAUGUUAACCGGGACGGGCGGAAUAAAAGACGAUACUCUCCAUACACCAGAGAGUCUCCGCGUCAGUCACCACAACCUCAAAGCAGGGAUGAUUCACCUAACGCUAGAAAAGAAAAACCGGUAAAUGAUAAUAGCGAUCAAAAAACAAGUGAUGGGAACGAUAACAAACCAGAAGAGCCCAAACUUGAUGACCAAACUCUUGAAGAAAGCUUUAACGUUAAUCUGCCUGAAGAUAUAACAUAUUAUGAUAAAAGCACAGACAACAGUCUCCUAAAAGAACUGUUCUUAGUAGAGAUGCCUGAAGACUUCUUUAAAUUUUUUGAAUGUAUAAGUGAAGGUGGAAAAUCAUUUGAAGAAAUAUUGGCCAGCGUGAACUUGAUGCCAAUUGGUCCAUAUGAGCUGCUCAUGGGAAAACUGCCAAAGUUAGAUAACAAGGAAUUGUAUCUAAUUCACUGGAGGUUCUUUUUUGAUCCAGCUGAAUUCCAGGCAGUUCUGAAGAAGAAAAAGAACAGUGCAUACCACAUAGGAUACUUUCGAGAUGAUCCUGAAGAGAAACCUGCGUUUGUAGCCAGUAAUGACUGUGACAAAGAUUAUCACAUCACACCCAUGGCCUAUAAUAUCUUUGGUGCAGUUUACGUGUACUUACAAAAUGAGAAAAAACAUUCACCUUUUACUGCAAUGUCUUGUCAGAAGUUAAUGGAUAAAAUAAAACAAUAUGCUGAGGAGAACAAAAUCAGUUUGGAGGAAUUUAAUAUGAAGAAAAGAUUGGCCCAAACAGUUACUAGGUCCUUCCACGGUGCAGGCAUUGUGGUACCAUACAAUAAGAAGACUCAAGUGGGAUACAGGCGACUGGUGGAAACUGAUGCAAACUUGAGGAAACUAUUUGCCAGUCUAGCAAAAGCGACAGACCAAAAAGAAAAAGAAAAAUUGCUAUCAGAUCUACAGCCAGUAAUAACAUAUGCAAGCAUAGCUCUAGAUGAGUCAGAUUUUGGUACAGGCUUGGAAGUAGGCAUAGCUCUCUUCUGCUCUGGACUGAAGGAAUUGGAACCAAGUGCAUUGAGUAGCUUUACCUCUGCCUACUUUGUGUUAAAUAGGAAACCAUUUGGAGAUAUAAUUCAGGCACACCUGAAGUAUCGUCGAAAAGGUCCAAAUGUUUCAAUGCUACAUCUAAAAUAGUUGAAAAUAUUAAUGCCUCUUGGUAUUGGCUAUGUAUUGUUCCAUGUAUGUAUACUGAAGGAAUAGUUUUAUCACUGCAUGUAUUAUAUAUUUACUGUACCUGAUUGAUCACUAAUUGACAAUAGAAAUUUGAAAAAAGAUGACUAUUUAAUUCAGAUACAUAGAUAUAAAUAUUUAUAUUCCGGGGGCACAUUCGGGGGCACCUUUUCACACACGGUUGGUUAGCCCCAUGGUAAGUUAUUUAUUAACUUGUGUUAUGGGUGCUAACACAACUGAUAAACUACAUAUAGUUACACAUAUACAUAUUUAUAAAUACAUAUUGUAACACCCAGACCACGGCCAACAAGCAUGCUCAUCACACAAAUGUCGACCGAACCGGGAAUCGAACCCGGGACCUCAGAUUCGGCAGUCCGGCUUGGAGACCAUUGCGCCACAGAGGUCGUCGCAAAUGUGUCUUGAUAAUAGUAUAGUUUUCUAUGUAUUUAUUUAUUUACCCUAUCUUAUUAGUGGUGUGCUAUAUAAAUACCUAUUAUAUGUAAAUGUAUGAGAUACAAGUUGAAACAAUCAUUUUUAAAUAAAACUUUUAAUUUAAA
Helicoverpa armigera (cotton bollworm) is the source of this 2065-nucleotide messenger RNA. It is a transcript of the gene Hpf1, whose product is annotated as histone PARylation factor 1. Gene Ontology annotation, molecular function: histone binding; poly-ADP-D-ribose binding. Gene Ontology annotation, biological process: DNA damage response; regulation of protein ADP-ribosylation. Gene Ontology annotation, cellular component: nucleus. The coding region runs from base 171 to 1472 and encodes 433 amino acids. The transcript is spliced from 5 exons. The record is from RefSeq and is a predicted model, not a curated record. Lineage: Eukaryota; Metazoa; Arthropoda; Insecta; Lepidoptera; Noctuidae.